Melanotaenia boesemani (Boeseman's rainbowfish) is the source of this 2246-nucleotide messenger RNA. It is a transcript of the gene impdh2, whose product is annotated as IMP (inosine 5'-monophosphate) dehydrogenase 2. The transcript is spliced from 15 exons. Gene Ontology annotation, biological process: GTP biosynthetic process. Lineage: Eukaryota; Metazoa; Chordata; Actinopteri; Atheriniformes; Melanotaeniidae. Gene Ontology annotation, cellular component: cytoplasm. The record is from RefSeq and is a predicted model, not a curated record. Bases 401 to 2017 code for a protein of 538 amino acids. Gene Ontology annotation, molecular function: IMP dehydrogenase activity.
GAAGCUGUCAGAGGGAAAGGGUUGCACGUGUCUGAGGGAGCUGCGGGCAUAACAUGAGCAGCAGGCGUAAGCUAACAGAAAAACUAGUAAAACGACAUUAUUUUUAAACGACCCCUCCUGCUCAACUUUUAUCGUUAACGUAUCAGACAGUCAGACAGCUGGGGUCAGCGCAGCUGCCUGAAGUUGUGAGGAGCUGGAAGAGGGUUAAACAGUUAGCUUACCGGGAGGGAGGUCAAGCCACCGCGCCAGGGAAGAAAGUUCUCGGGUUUCUUUUUUAGACUGUUGCGUGGACAGUGUAUGUGUGUGUGUGUCUGUGUGUGCGUGCGUGUAUUUGUUUGUUUUGUGUCUUAAGAGCUCGUUAAGGUAAUUUGUCAGGAGUUGGAAGUUCUGUUUAUAUGUCAUGGCCGAUUACCUCAUCAGCGGACAGACCGGUUACGUUCCCGAAGACGGGCUUACUGGGCAGCAGCUGUUCAACGGUGGAGAUGGGCUCACAUACAAUGACUUCCUUAUUCUGCCAGGUUACAUCGACUUCACUGCUGACCAAGUGGACCUGACAUCAGCACUCACAAAACAAAUCACCAUGAAAACCCCAUUUGUGUCCUCUCCUAUGGACACAGUAACAGAGGCCAACAUGGCCAUUGCUAUGGCACUAACGGGGGGAAUUGGCUUCAUUCAUCACAACUGCACUCCAGAGUUCCAGGCCAAUGAAGUUCGCAAAGUCAAGCGAUAUGAGCAGGGCUUCAUCACAGACCCUGUAGUAAUGAGUCCCAACGAGCGAGUGCGGGAUGUCUUUCAGGCCAAAGCGCGACAUGGGUUUUGUGGUAUCCCCAUCACAGAUAAUGGCAAAAUGGGCGGCAAGCUGGUGGGCAUCAUCUCUUCCAGAGACAUUGAUUUCCUGAAAGAGGACGAUCACAACCUGCCACUAAGCGAGGUGAUGACAAAACGAGAGGAUCUAGUGGUUGCCCCAGCAGGAGUGACAUUGAAAGAAGCAAAUGAAAUCCUUCAGAGGAGUAAGAAAGGGAAACUGCCCAUAGUUAAUGAGGAGGGCUCCCUGGUGUCCAUCAUUGCCCGCACAGACCUGAAGAAGAACAGAGACUUUCCUCUGGCCUCCAAAGACUCUCGAAAACAGCUGCUGUGUGGUGCUGCCAUUGGUACCCACAAUGAUGACAAAUAUAGACUGGACCUGCUGGUGCAGAGUGGGGUGGAUGUAGUCGUACUGGACUCAUCUCAGGGCAACUCAAUCUACCAGAUUAACAUGAUCAAAUAUAUCAAAGAAAAGUACCCCCAGUUACAGGUCAUUGGAGGAAAUGUUGUUACUGCAGCUCAGGCUAAGAACCUGAUCGACGCAGGAGUAGAUGGACUAAGAGUGGGGAUGGGGAGCGGCUCCAUCUGCAUCACACAGGAGGCUGUCCUCAGUGUACCACCAGCUAUAAAGCUGCACAGCCCCAAAACCCCAACCACUGUUACAGGAUACUCCAUAUUGGCAUGUGGCAGACCCCAGGCUACAGCUGUCUAUAAAGUUUCAGAGUACGCUAGGCGUUUUGGUGUUCCAGUAAUCGCUGAUGGUGGCAUCCAGACGGUUGGACACACUGCAAAAGCCCUAGCACUUGGAGCAUCAACAGUGAUGAUGGGCUCUCUUCUGGCUGCCACCACUGAAGCUCCUGGUGAAUAUUUCUUCUCUGACGGCAUCAGAUUGAAGAAAUACCGUGGCAUGGGCUCCCUGGAUGCCAUGGAUAAAAACCUGGGGUCUCAAACCAGAUACUUCAGUGAGAGUGAUAAGAUUAAAGUCGCUCAGGGUGUCUCUGGAGCAGUGCAGGACAAAGGCUCCAUCCACAAAUUUGUCCCGUACCUGUUGGCUGGCAUUCAGCACUCCUGUCAGGACAUUGGAGCCAAAAGUCUCACGCAGCUCAGAGCCAUGAUGUAUUCUGGAGAUCUAAAAUUUGAAAAGAGGACAACAUCUGCUCAGAUGGAGGGUGGAGUCCACAGUCUACACAGUUAUGAGAAACGUCUCUUUUGAGAAGAAAGCAAGCCUUCAGAUGGAGAAUACAAACGCACACUACUUGCCAGACCAGGCCGACUCCUCAUUUUACACAAACUGAGCAAAUAUGUGAUACAAUAAGACAUCAGUUCACUUACUCCACUCUUCCGAGGAGCCAUCAGUCUUCCUGCCAGUGUCAUCUAUGCAUUGUCUGUUUAAUGUAAAUGUGUGUGUUUUGGAUAGUUGGAAAAACAGCAUUUAUUAUUAG